Molecule: messenger RNA, 3293 nt
Organism: Dioscorea cayenensis subsp. rotundata (Guinea yam)
Lineage: Eukaryota; Viridiplantae; Streptophyta; Magnoliopsida; Dioscoreales; Dioscoreaceae
Product: putative disease resistance protein At1g50180
Exons: 2
Coding region: 1029-3293 (754 amino acids)
Biological process (GO): defense response to other organism
Molecular function (GO): ADP binding
Source: RefSeq, a predicted model, not a curated record
UGAAAGCUAUUUGUAUUGCAUUGGAACAUGUGACACUCUCACAAUCAUCACCAUUUGCACUUGGUUUGGUUUUGUUUCCAUCAUUUUGUUGUUACAGAACUUCAUUGUUAACUUCCCGCUGAUGUUCAUUAGUGGUGGGUUUCAGCCCUUAAUCGUUGAUAACUGUAUUUGUGAAGGCCGGCACACUUUUGACUUUAGAGGGCUUAAGUACCAGAUGUCCUGUUUAGAAUUGGUUAGUCUCAAAGUUGUGUUUAGGUCCAUGUUGUUAGUAAGCGCAUUGUAGACUAAGAAGCAGCAUAGUUUUUGGAUCAGAGGACUUUUACAAAGUAAUUAGAGUUGUUCUAUGUUAUUUUUUAGGGUCUUACAAAGAAGAUUGAUUUUGACUUUCAGCUGCGAGUUGAAGCUUGAAAAAACUUCAGAUAAGUAAUCCAUGUGUAAAUUAUUUCAUUAUUUUUACAAUAAUAAUAUUUUUAGAUGAUAGAUUUUACUUUCCGAAUUCUAGAAUUUCAUAUUGCUGUCCACACUGCGAACAGAGUCUUUUACCAUUACCAGUCAAAUUCCACAUCACUGACUUCUCCAGCUCCCGCUCCCAAAGUCCGGAACCUGACAGCCUAGUCUCCAGUCAACCCUGUCUUUUGCCAACUCCUUAUACUGACGAUAUUAACCGCUGUCAGGUAGAAUGGUAAAUAAAUUUAUUCCACCGAGAGCAACCACUGUCAGGUUAAAGCCCAGAGUCUCAGAUCUCACUACCAACAAUAUGGAAUGCUUUGUUGAUAAAUAGUCUCAAACUACAGCCACACAAGUUCUUCAUUAUCUAUGAGACAGAAAAAUAUCUUGACGAUGCCUUGUCAAAAUUGUUGGUUGGCACUCAAAUUCCAGAAUUGUAAAUAAGAUAAGAACUUCAUCAUUCAUGUAGUCUCUUGUUUGUUUGAUACUAUUGUUUGGCUUCUUUAGAUAGAGAGCUACAGACAGAUUGUUUAUGUGAUUAAAACAAACCAAAAAUUAGAAGAUAGACAAAAAAAAAAUUAAUGGCCGAGCUUGCAGUGCGUUCUGUAGUCCAGAAACUUGGUAAUCUGAUAGUGCAAGAAGCCAUGGAUUUGCAUGGAGUGAGAGAUCAAGUGGAGUGGUUGGAACGAGAAUUGCGGCGAAUGCAGUGCUUCUUAAAGGAUGCAGAUGCAAAGAAGAACAAGGGAGGUAUUGAUGGUGAGAGGGUGAAGAACUGGGUCACAGAGAUGAGAGACGUUGCUUUCGAAGCCGAGGACAUCAUUGACUCUUACAUGGAUUUAAAGCUCCGUGGACAACAAAAGGAUGGCUGCAUUGGUUUCCUUGAACGGUAUAUGUUUAUUCUUGUUGAAUUAAUUGGCCUGCACAAGGUUCAUGUGGAUCUUAAAGGGGUGAAAGUUAGGAUGCAUGAGCUAUCUGAAAGUAGAACAUCAUAUGGAAUUGCUAAUAUAGGUGAAACAAUUGGCACAACUAGUCAAUUUAGAAGCCAAGAUGUGAUCCCUAUAUUGCCUCAAUUGAAUGAGGAAAUUGAUAUUAUUGGUUUUGAUGAUGAGAAGGAAAAGAUUGUGCAGGAGUUGGUCGACAUAACCAAUACAAAUAGGUCAGUAAUCUCUAUAGUCGGUUUUGGUGGCUUGGGAAAGACAACAAUUGCUAAAUCAAUUUAUAAUGAUCCUAAAGUCAGAAAAAAUUUUGACAGACUUGCAUGGGUAAUCAUAUCUCAAGAAUAUAAUAUCCUUGAGAUAGUGAAAAAAAUCUUGUCUGCAGUGUCAAUAACUUCAUCAGGAGACACAAUCGAAAAGCUCUCAGCUAAACUUUUUAAUGAAUUGACAAUUGGCAAAUACUUGGUUGUUCUUGAUGAUGUUUGGGAAGAAAAUGUAUGGGAUCAAUUACAAAAAGUUUUUCCGGAUGUUGAUAAUGGAAGUAGAGUAAUAAUCACCACUCGCUUUUUAAACAUUCCUAAAAUUGCAGAUCCUACCGCCCAACCUCAUGAACUACGUUUCUUAAAUGAAAAUGAAGGCUGGGAGUUGUUCCUUCGAAGGGUCUUCCCAAGACAAAAUAUUGAAACAUGCUGUCCCAUUUAUUUGGUUGAUUCUGCUCGUAAGCUUGUCAAGAGGUGCAAGGGUUUGCCCCUAGCUCUAAUAGUCGUCGGAGGACUUGUGUCAACUAAACCAAAAAACAAAGAUGCAUGGGAGAAAAUUGUAAAGAGCAUGAAAUGGCAAUUUGUAGAAGGUGGAGAAAGAUGUCUAGAAAUACUAGCAUUGAGUUAUAAUGAUUUGCCAUAUUACUUGAAGUCAUGCUUUCUUUAUUUUGGUUGCUUCCCACAGGACAUGGCUAUUCCUGCAAAAACAUUAAUUAGACUGUGGUCAGCGGAAGGUUUCUUACCGACAAAAAAUGGUAAAACAAUAGAAGAAGUUGGAAUGGAUUGUCUAGAGGAGUUGGCACAAAGAUGUAUGAUACAAGUUACCAAGCGAAAAUAUGAUGAUAGUGCAAGCUAUUGCCGAAUCCAUGAUCUCUUGCGUGACAUGUGCAUUUCAGAAGCCAAAGAAAACAGAUAUCUUGAAAUAUACAAGAAUGGCACUGCAAAUUGUGGAACAAAGACAAAUGCAGCUCGACGACUAAUGAUAUGUCAGGAGAUUGAGACUCUAAACUAUUCUAACUCAAAGUUGCGGGGUUUAUUCUACUACAAUGAAUAUAUUUAUAAUACUCUGGCCUUCAAAGCUCUUAAUGAACAGUUUGGUGGAUUUAAAUUAUUAAGGGUGCUUUAUUUGAAUAGUUUGGAUAUGUCAGAAUUUCCAAGUGGAAUCAAAUCAUUAGCUCAUUUGAGAUAUCUUGAGUUGCAUGUUGACAAUCCGAAGGAAGUUCCAUCAUGGAUUGGUCAUCUCCGCAAUCUCCAGACUUUAAUUGUACAUUGUCGAAUGUUUAUAGGAAAGAUAUCAGAUUCACUCUGGACAAUUGAAAAUCUCAAGCAUGUUGAUCUAGGCAUAUCAUCAUCGGUUCCUCCACCAAAUAUGGGAAAUAUUGAAUUGAAGAAUUUGGAGACUUUAAAAUGGGUACCUGCUGGAGAAUGGAUAGGGAAGAUGCUGCCAAAGCUCACAAAUCUACGUCAAUUGAAUAUUACGAACAUCUCUGUUGAUCAUGCUGAUGCACUAUCUUCAUCACUCCAGAAAUUUGUUCAGCUUGCCUCCUUAACCAUACAAGGAGAUGAAAUUCCUUUGGACAAUAUUAUUACAGCCUUUUUCCAAUCAACAUUGCCUCAAGAAAUUGUAUAUUUGGGGAGAAUUCAACUGUAA